Xyrichtys novacula (pearly razorfish) is the source of this 10840-nucleotide messenger RNA. NCBI's taxonomy places the organism in Eukaryota, Metazoa, Chordata, Actinopteri, Labriformes, Labridae. The record is from the annotation of a GenBank genome assembly.
UUGACAGUAACAGGGUUGACUAUUUUAAGCUAAUCUGCCUGUGGCUAUGUUAAAUAAGUGCUAGCUAAAGUGCAAGUUAGGUACCUUGAAAGGUAAUUACUUGUAGAUAUUGAUUACAUUUUGAGAAAUAGAAAAUUGUUUAGGUUUAUGUGUUAAAAAGUGGUAACAGUGUUGACAGUAACAGGGUUGACCAUUUUAAGCUAAUCUGCCUGUGGCUAGCUUAAAUAAGUGCUAACUAAAGUGCAAGAUAGUUACUUUGAAAGGUAAAUGCUUGUAGAUAUUGAUUAUAUUUUGAGAAAUAGAAAAUUGUCUAGGUUUAUAUGUUAAAAAGUGGUAACUGGGUUGACGUUGUAUGUUUGUCCCCCCUGGUUAAACCUUGAAAAAACUUCAAAAAAAGGACAUCAGAGAUGCGAUAAACUUAAGUGUCACUGAGCUGUUAGCAUCCUGGCUCCUGUCAAAUCUUUGUAUUUUUUUUUCAUGUCAAAUCUGGAAUGUACAGUUAUUUUAAGGGUUUUUUAGUUAGGGUAACAGGGUUGACAUGAAAUCAGUGUGGGAUGCCAUGUUAACUACAAAAAUGUUAAAAGUCUGUAAAAGGUGGUGGUUACUCAAAUAUGGUUACAGAGGACUCGUUCUGAGUCAAUAAAAACUUAUUUUUUUCAGGCAGUUGUUCAAUAAUUAAAGUCAACAUGAAUAUUAAAUCCAAUUUCUACCAUGUCUUUUCUGUUUAAACUUGAAACUGCACCUUGAAAUAUUAUGUACGUCGGUUAAAUAUGAAAAUAAACACAAAGCCCAUUAAGUGACUUGAUUUUUCAAAUACUAUACCACCAAUAGCAUCUUACAGUGGAGUCAUAUCACAGUAAUAUGAACGCAGUGAAGCACUCGCUCUGCUCCAGUCUGCUCUAAUACUGCAGGUGGGCGGGGCGCUACAUCCGGGUACUCCCGCUGACCCGUGACGUGACCCUGCAGGAUCGCAAACAUGGCGGAGGUAAGAAAGUGAAAUAAAAAUAAGGAAAAUAUUAAUUUGUGCUGCUAGCUGGUUAUUUCACUCGAAUGUGUGCAUAUUUAGUGUGUUGUAGCUUUAAAACACGGAAUCGGGAAUUGGCGAUUCGGGUUGUUUGAUAUGUGUCAUUUGUUGACAGGGGUUGUUUAGUAAACUUCGGAUUUAGCUAACGCUAGCAUGGUUAGCUCUGACGGAAGGUAGCUGCAGCGUUAACCAUGUUACUUCGCGGUAUUGUUUAACAACACCUAACUAUGCAAAGUAGCCUUGUAAGUUCAGUUUAUGGUGGUAUUUUCUUUGCUAGAGACAUUAUCUUUUUGUAUUUUGGUCAUUUUUCGCCGGCUGCUGAUCUCAAGCUUAACUUAGACGCGUUAGCUAAAUAUUAAAAGGAGAAUUAGCUCGUAGUUUGUCAUUUAAGUUAGCCAGGUGAGCGGAUAAGCCCAGGAGGACCUCACCUAUCGUCGUGUACUAUGUUUGAGGGCACACAUUUGCACACAGAGUUUUCUAUCAUCUUGAAAUGCUGCCUUCAUGUUUUCCAGGACGUGGUGUCAGUCUUCUUUGUUUCUGUUUCACUGAUCUGGAGUCAGCUCUCACAGUCCGCCGCGCUUUUUUCCCCCACACACAUGAAACAUUUUUGCUCCCUCGCCCGCCUCUUUAAUUCUGUUUUAGCAAGUUUUCUAUCACUGCCAACACUCUCUUGUUGUCCAUAUGAUAAGACAUUUCUCACUGAAGCUGUUUCUUAACUUUAUCUAUGUUUCUCUCUCUUUCUCGGUUUGUAGCCCUCCCUCGGGAACUCGAGCCCAGGUACUUUUCUGUUGAAUCACUUGCCCAAACUUGAAGGUAUUCAGGUGGAUUCACCAUGUAACUUCUAUUCAUACAAGUAAAGUCAGAAAACUAUGAAACCUGCAAAUCUCCAUAUACUGGAUCAAACACUUUCACUAUAAGAGUCAAUGACGUGACACCUAAAUAUUCUGUCCGGCUGUAGUUUUUUUUAAGUUAAAAAAGGUUUAAAUGCACAAAAAUAUACUUUAUAUAUGUAGUAUCUCUCUCAUAUAUGUUGUCACUUCAACUUUUCAAAUAUCAGGUCUAAUUUGUAAUUUUUCUGAACUUCAAAGUGUCAAAAUAUGUUGUGCGACCAAUAAUAACAUUAGUUGUAUUAAAUACAAACUAAAAUAUCUAACUUCUGUAACUGAAACAUUAAUACCUGAUACAACAUGCUUAAGUGAAAGGUAGUUUUAAAACAUUUUUAUCAGUAUUAUGCAAUUUAAAGAAAAAAUUAGUCAGUUAACUACAUUGAAUUUAGUGACUGUGACAUUAUAGAGCUAAAAUGUGAGAUCAUUAUUUACAAAAACUCAAAUGAAAUGCAAACACUGUGUUUCUAUCCACUUGAUAUUACUGACAAUUUGUAAUUUAAAAAAAAACUAUAAAGUCUGUUAAAAGAAUGUAAUAAUUUUGAGAUAAAUUAUGGUCGUACCACAUGACAUUUUUUAAGGCCACGGGCAAUUCACCUAUAUGAAAAAACACUAAAAUUGCGUAAUUUAAAAAGUUAACACUAAUUUUUGUAUACACAACAUCUCAGUGUUUGAACUUUUGCAAAAUAUAUUCUUAUUUUUGCUAUUUUAAAAUUGGCAUGUUUAAAAACCUUCUACGUCAUUGACCCAUAAGCACUGAUACAUAUCAAAUUGUGUUCCUUGAGUGUGAUACACAAGCUUGAUAAUGAUAGUGAUAAAUUAUUCAUGAUAGAUGUUUACCAGAGGUGUAUAUACAACUGCUAUACUUAAGAAAAACUGAUAAAUAAUACUUUUAAUUAUAAUCAUGAGUCAAAAUAAAAAAUUAUAUUGAAAUUACAGGCAAAAUCUACACUAAUUUAUCCAAAUGAGGCUUGAUUUUAGAAACUUUUAAAAAAUGCAAAAACGAAAAGUAUAUAUACUUUGUGUUACCAAAGUUUCAUUUUCAUAAUAAGAGUCAUUGUCAAACAUAUUCCAACAUUAAAUUCCCUUAAACAAAGUACUCAUUGUUUCAAAACAAUGUAGAAAAGUUAGUUUUCCUGUGCUUUGGGGUUCUACAUAGACGAACAGAUUUUUAUAUCAUCAGCAGUUGUGAAAUUGCCUUAACUUAGCUGUCUAUCCCUUCAGUAUCUCUAUUCUUGAGUAAAAAGUUAAAAGCCAAUGAUCCUCUAUUUCAUCCAAUAAGUUUGAAUGGGGAAAAAGCAGGUCAUAUGCAUGCUGAUAAUUAAAAAAAAAAAAAAUCUCAUCAUCUAUACUUAAUUUCAUACUGCAUGUUGUAUUUGCAUUCGCUCGAACAAAAAGCAUUAGCUAGACCUCAAAUAAAAGUUUAACCCAUUAAAUUCUAGUCUGAAAAAGUUAAAUGCUCACUUUGUUUGGAAUUACUUUUCCAGGAGGUUCAGCAGGUUCCGAUGACCAUGAUUUCGACCCAUCAGCAGACAUGCUUGUGCAUGAUUUUGAUGAUGAACGCACCCUAGAGGAAGAGGAAAUGUUGGAGGCAUCAGAUGAAACCAAUGCCAAUGAAAUAGAGGAUCUUGCACGGGUGAGUUUCAGACUGAGAUUUUUCUUGUUUGUUGCUCAGCAUUUGAACACUACUGGUAACUCUUAUAUCAUGAUUAGAAUUAUAGCUUAGUUUUUAACAUUCAGACCAAAUUAACCCCCUUAUAAAUGUUUAGGAUUAUUUUUGUGUUGAAUUCUGACACUAGGUGAAUUUUCUGUCUACAGGAGGGAGAGAUGCCCAUUCAUGAGCUGCUGAACCUAUACGGUUAUGGUGGUGGUUCACCACCAGAUGAGGAUGAAGAGGAGGAUGAAGAACCAGAGGAAGAAGAGGAAGAUGAGGAAGAGGAUGAUGAUGAGGACUUAGACAACGAUGAAAGCAGCAGAAGCACCAGCGAGUUGAAAAGAAAUGAGGUGUGUUGAUGUUUUUUGAUUCAGUCGACAGUGAUGUGGUUUCCAUUAAAUUCACCAGUUUAAUUGUGUUGACUGGUGUUAGAAACUUCAGCCUUACAACCGACACUGUGUGUUUUCAGGGCGAGGGGGUGAAAAACUCGUCAGUACAGGAGGAUGAGGCCACGGCGUCCUCUGAGGGCCGCACACGCUCAGUCAGAUCCCUCGGCACUGCAGAACUGAUUCGUCCUCAGAAGCUCAAAUACUUUGAAAGUUUGUACCAAACCUUGAUUUCUUUCACUUUCCUCUCCCCUCACACUUGGAUAAAUGAGAGAUGUUGAAAUCUGAACCAUUAAGAAUAACUGGAUUGUGGUGAGCUCAUUUGGUUUCUUGGUUAUCUCACCGUGUCACAGGUAACAAUGAUGCAGAGGAGGAGUCAGAUGAAGAUGAGGACUAUGUUCCAUCUGAAGACUGGAAAAAGGUACGAAACAACAUUAUCAGACUGCCAGACUUAUGAAGUAUCACAUUAUAGCUGGAGUUUAACCAUGAAAUUAUCGGUCAGAAAAGUAGACCACACAGUUUACUGCAUGAAACAGUCCAUAAAUUACACUUUUACUCUGAAAGAAUCACAAGAGAUCAGCCUACCCAACUACUAAAGCUAUCAGCGUACCACUGGAAAGUGAUUCUUCUGGAUAAAUCCAGAACUCCAGACUUUCCGACCCUAAGAGGUGAUCCAGAUAAAUCAUGGGUUGGAUAUCAGUAAAAACACGCUAAAUCAACCAUUCCUGCUUUUUUGUCUGAUGCUAAUCACACGUCUGAGUCUAGUAUAACUGAAGCAGAAUCAGCAGGAUCAACUACAAAGCAAAACUGAGGAAAUAUGUAGUCUGUGAAAAUUAAGGCUGAAAGGGCUCAACAUUUAGCUGUGUGGCAUGCUGCUUUAUUUCUUUCUUUCUUUUAUGCCUGUCUUUGUUUCUUUCUUUCUUAUUUGCUUCGUCAAUGGGAGGGAAAAAUGUUUUACAUGUUAGUAAUGCGUUUUGUAAAAAGCUCUUUUGGUCUUUUAGCAGCAUUUCUCUGGUAGCUUCCUUCAUCAUCAACAUUUAAAAAACAUUGUCCCAUUCUGCUAUAUGCUAACUGUGGUCACAUGCAUUUGUGUUUUCCUACUAAGUGAUUAUUUCUGUAAUGUCAGACUGAUCAGUCAACCCAGUAUUUGGUUAAUUUUAAGGUCUGAGGCCAAGCAGUAGUGUGGCCAAAGCAGAUGUAGUAGACUGCACUGAACUUUUCUAACAGAGUACAUUUUUAAAGAGAAAGCAAAUGUUAAUUAUUUUGUAGGACUGAUUUUAUUACAGCAGAAAUAUGUAGUAAAAGUCAGCCCGUCUUUACGCAGUCUCUAUGAUGUACUUGUUACCUACAGGAGAUCAUGGUGGGCUCUAUGUAUCAGGCUGAAACUCCGGUUGGCCUGUGUAAAUAUAAAGACAAUGAAAAAGGUAAGUCUCACUAUCAAUAUCUGCAUAUUAAAUAUUAACAUUUUGUGACCAUGUGGGUCUGAAAGAAGAAAACUUUGUCCAGAAGACAAAAGUUUGACUUUGACUUUUUCCUUUUUCCUGAAGUAUAUGAAAACGAUGACCAGCUGUUGUGGAACCCCGAGUGUCUCUCUGAAGACAAAGUGGUGGAGUUUUUGACAGAGGCAUCAAGGCGGACGGGGGAGGAGAAGGGCGUGGACGCAAUCCCAGAGGGGUCGCAUAUCAAAGACAAUGAGCAGGUGACCACAGUAUAGAUUAGGCUCCGUUCUGAAGGAUAAUUGUCUGAAGUAUAUUUUUUCUCCUCUUAGAACAAACCCAUGAAAAAAAUAAACCCGUCAUUAAAUUAAGUUUGCCACUGGCUGUUAUGAUGUUUAGUCAAAGCUUGGAGGAUUAUAAUUCCUUUGUGGAAAACCUGUUACAGCACGUCUGUGAGUGACAGUAACCAGAUUUACUGAACUCAUCUGUAACCAGUGAGUUUCCCCCUCUGAAUACAGAGCUGACAGUUUUACUCUGACCACAAAGAGAUUCUGUUUAUGUGGCAGCACAGACUAGAGCAGGAAGAUAAAUAAAGGAGAUGAUGAAAAAGCUUUUCAUGAUCAUUUUCUUAAUAUUUACAAUAUAAUCAAUUCAAGUACAUGAAGAUAAGAGUUUGCUUUCGUUUUUUUAAGAGUGUUAAAAAAAUCUUAUGCCUCCUUUACAUCUAUAUCUUUACAGUUUUACAUACUUCUCCACAUACAUAUACUCGCAUUCUGUUGCUCUAAAACAGUGGUUCUCAAGUCCAGUCCUCAAGGCCCACUGUCCUCCAACACACCUGAUUCAAAUGAUCAGCUCGUUAUUAAGCCAUUACAGAGCUUGAUAACGAGCUGAUCAUUUGAAUCAGGUGUGUUGGAGCAGGGAAACAUCCAAAACAUGCAGGACAGUGGGCCUCGAGGACUGGACUUGAGAACCACUGCUCUAGAACACACCUUUACACCCCUUAUGCUUCACCAUCAAUGUUCUGGAGGUGUAAUGGUGGGAGUUGUAAGAAAGUGUAACAGAGGGAAGACAGAAAAAGGUCUGAGCUAGCUGAGGAUGUGUGAAUCUGUGCGUAUGUGAAGCUCAUGCUGUGUGGUUUUUACGCCAUGCUGCUGGUGCUUCUCCAACACUAGGACAGCAGUAUUACACUAUUUAUGUAUACACUACACAGACAGCAGAGCUUUGUAAACAGACUUGUUGGACUUUAAUUUUAAUGCGGUUUUCCAUGGCUGAUUAAAAGUACUUAAAAAGGUUAAUUUGGGAUCCUGGCGAAUCACUGCAGCAUUUUUUUGUCAUUUUACUCCAUUAAAAACAGUUACUGUAGUUUGUUUGGAGUCACUGAACAAGUUUUAGCUGACACACUCUGUCUACUUCUGUUGAGUCAUGUCUGCUGAAGUCUUAUCCAGUCUGCACACAUCUAUUUCUGUAACAUUCUUGGCCUUUUUGUAAGAAACUGCUCAUUUUUAAAAUGUUCAUCCCAGGCAAAAAGGAGCAAGCUCGGAGGUCAGGAAGUUUAAAAGGCUCGUUGAUAUGUAGUUGUUGUCUCCACUGGGUUGUUGACAAUCAGAAAAAUACCCAUCAUUCUGCCACAAACUAGAUUAGAGAUGCCAAUGCUGUGUCACAUGUUUAUCUCUGUUCAUACCAGUUAACUUGAUUUGUCAUUUGUCUCUGUGCAGGCUUUGUAUGAACUGGUGAAAUGUGAUUUUGACACAGAGGAAGCUUUAAGAAGACUGAGGUUUAACGUAAAAGCAGCCAGAGGUGAGGACAUAAUUACGCCUUUCUUAAAACCUCCUUUCUAGUUUGAUCUGAAUUUUCUGGGGCACAGCUCUCUUUGCCUAAUAUGCUAUAUUUUUAUUGAAAAAGCAUGCAAGUUUUAUUUUGAAGGAGAUUCUGUGGAAGCAGCAAUAACACUCAAUUGUCUUUGUAACAGAGGAGCUCUCAGUCUGGACUGAAGAGGAAUGUAGAAAUUUUGAACAAGGACUUAAAGCUUACGGGAAAGACUUUCAUUUAAUACAGGCCAACAAGGUAGGUCUUUAAAAAUCCACAUUCAUGAAAUGCUAAUUUUACCAUUGAUUUAACAUUCAUGUUGACUUGUUUGCUGGUGUGGCUGUUUGAUGCUCAGGGUUGGAAUCAGCUACAUUUCAACCUUGUUGCAUUCUGAGACAAAUCAAAUUUCUGUUUUUCAUCCUGUAAAAAUGAUCAUGAGAUGAUGAGCUGUUAGGCAAUAAUUUGAUUUGUCUCGCAUUUAAAAUGAACUGAAUCUAUAUUUUCAGACGAUGGUAAUUAAUGGUUAUUUCAUGUCUGCUGAAUUAAAUCUUUCAGGUGAGAACUAGGUCUGUAGGAGAAUGUGUGGCCUUUUAUUACAUGUGGAAGAAGUCUGAGCGUUAUGAUUUCUUUGCACAGCAAACCAGACUUGGGAAAAGGAAAUACAACCUUCACCCUGGUGUCACGUAAGUUUGAGUUUAUUCCACAAAUGAAUAAUCUUUUUCAGGGUGAUGUGUGUUUUUUGUUUGCAACAGACAGGUUUUUCAGCGAUUUGUUGUCCUUAACCCCACUGUUUUGAAACCUGUUGCUGACAUCAAAUUAAAAAUUAGCAUGCAUUUGAGGAAAAAAUCAGUUUCAACAUUUGAUAUGUGGUCUCAGCAGUAUUUUCUAUGAAAUAUAGGGAGAUAAUUUUGUUUGGUAAAAUGUGUCUUUUGAACUCAAAUUGUUACCAAAUUUUAUUCUGUGUUACUCAAUAUAAUUUACAGAUGUAACAUCUGAAAAAACACAUAACUUGUAAAAAGAACCUUGUGUUUGUUGAGCCAAAGCCAGAUGACAGUAUGAGUCAAAGAAAUGGAUUGCACUGAUUGUGUUAGCUACAGGGACUCCCUGUAAUAAUCUCUACUCUGCCGCUGAGGUUGUGUGUGAUGACUUGUUUGCUGUUGUGUGUCAUCAGAGAUUACAUGGAUAGAUUACUAGAUGAGACGGAAAGUGCUACAUCCAGCCGAGCAGCAUCACCUCCACCCACCACCUCCAGCAGCAGCACCAGCCAUUCAGAGAAGGAAGACAGCAGCAGUCAGAACGGUGAGAUUAUCAUCAUUGAAAUGUAAUACCCGUAUUUCUGAUAUUAGAGUGCACACACGGAGGUUCUUCUAGGAUUCUUUUGGUCAUAUAGACAGAGCCAAGACUUUAAAGGGGACCUGCCAUCAAAAUUUAAAAAUUGGCAGGUCCCCUUUAAAGAAAUUGUACUUGUUAAAACAAAGUGAAUAGAGAUCAUUUUAAAAUUUAUUUUUUAACUUUUUUUUUCAACUCAUGUUUUUAUGGAGUGACAGUGAUCAAAUGUUUCAGCAUUAGGGCCUGUGUCCACUAAUGUUAUUAGGGCCUGUGUCCACUAAUGGCAUAAGGGCCUGUGUCCAUUUAAGAGCACUUAACCUGCUGCUUGGAUAUGAAAGCUCUCCCUUGGUACUUUUACCUUCCUCCAUUUUGGCUGUUGUCAUAGUUUUAAAGUGUUUACAUGUAUGUCAAAUGUUGCCAGUGUCUAACGUCUUUGCUUGUCACAGGUAUUGCCAGCCAUAACUCCAGCCACCCAGUCGAGGGUCCUCAGUUACUCCCAGCAAAUGCAGUCAAACCUGAGCCCAUUCAGUCCAACGGUCCCUCCCAUCCCCCAGUGGAAGCUCCGCCUCCCAUUUCAGACAACAACUCCAAUGGCUGCAGUCAACCUAGCGCACCCAGCCACGACCGAAACGGGUCUCUGGAGCCGCUGCUGGACCACAGAGACACAGCAACACAAGAGAAGCCGGCCAAGAGGUGCAGGACCGAGGCAGAAACGCUGGGUCAGAGUGAAGUGGAACCAUCCAGAACACAGGAGAACUGAAGGACCCAGGUGCAGAGCUCAAGUUGUAGACUAAGAGACACUGAAGCGGGGUGAAAGAAUCGUCCAGACUUUGUCACUGCAGAGGUAAGAGGAUGAUGAAAAUGAGCCCCUGUUGGCUUGUGAGCACAUUUUUUCUUGAGAGAAAGGACUCCCUACAAAGGUCACUGAAGGGCACCUUGAAGAACACAGCCAACCAAAUUGCAGCUAAUCCUCCAGGAGGGGCAGCAAGCUUCCCUGGUCCCUCCACUACAUCCAUGUACUGACUGGCUGCGAAGCUCAUCCCAAAGCGCCACAGCUCCAUCACAACCUCCAAAAAUGACACAUUUCCUUCGUCAUCGGCUCUAUUCCCUCUCUGGAGACUUGACUGACUAAAUUUUUUGCCAAGAAUUUCCUUUUUUUUCUAUUUGUACUCAAAGAAAAGAAAUCACCUGUGAUAUUUUUUUACACAAGAGAUAUUUAUAUUUUUUAGCAAAAGAAAAUUAUGAUGGGUAGCUGCAGUUCAAAGCUCUUUGAACAUUUGAUGAGACAGGCGACAUGUUGAAAAAGAGUAUGUGCUUAAGUUUGUCAAAAAGAGGCAAAGUAGGCAAACGAGUCUGGCUGUUGUGUAGCUGGUCUUCUUUAGUUGCACUUUGAUUGUAUGUUUCUCUUUGUUAUCGAUGAGGAGUGGUGUCGAAACCCAGCAGAAAUACAUUUUUCACUCCUCUUUUGAAUCUGCUCCGGCCUCUGUGUGUCACAGCUGUUUGUUUAAUUCUGAUAAAUAAACCGAUGGGUAGCUUCUCCUGCAGGUUUAUUUGUGUAAAGCAGCUGACAUCAGUGAUGUCCUGUAUUAUAACUCAUGAUGUAGAAGAUGGCUGUAUUUUUGGAUUUCCAUGGUCAGUGCUUUGCUCAACGCUUUGUUUUUACUAGACAGAAUGUCCGUGGUUUUUAUUGUAAAGUUUGUAUAGAUUUCUUACCUUGACCAGUUGGUACAUUUUUUAUAAUAACUGUCAGUUCACCCCUGUAUUUUCUGGUCUUCUAUGAAGCCUGUGCUUCUUGUCGACAAAUCUUUCGCUCUGAGAUGGAUGUAACAAAAAAGUAGCCAUUCCUCUUCGCCCUCUCUGCCAGGCAGCACUUCCCAUUCCUGUGUGACCUUGCUUGAACCGAUAUGUAUGUUGCAGAGAGCCUCGUCUUUUGUCUGCAGUCGAGUGUGCAGCUUGCCUUUGGUGAAACGCCUCUUUAAAAGCUUAGUUUCCACCAAUAUUAACUGUCUCUUUCCUCAGUCGGUGGCUUCAGAGCAGAUCAACAGUCCAGGUUGAGAGCUGUAAGACCUUCAGUUGUUUUGGUACAGUAGCUGUUCAGCUUAAGGCCUUUGUGUUUUACUUUCAUUCACACAUUAAGAUAAGUUUGUCUCAGAUAACGUUGAUCCAUGUAGUCUUUUCUUUCUCUUUUGUUGACAACUAUGUCUUGUUUAAUUUUUUUUUCUCUGUAAAUGAUGACAUGAAUAAAAGUGAAGUGUAUUCCAAGACUGGUUAUGAAUGGAAUAGCAUUGGUGAUAUUUAAUAAAUGUAUUAAUGAGUCUGAG